Megalops cyprinoides (Indo-Pacific tarpon) is the source of this 2859-nucleotide messenger RNA. RefSeq names its product thrombospondin type-1 domain-containing protein 4-like. The transcript is spliced from 17 exons. Lineage: Eukaryota; Metazoa; Chordata; Actinopteri; Elopiformes; Megalopidae. Bases 1 to 2859 code for a protein of 952 amino acids. The record is from RefSeq and is a predicted model, not a curated record. Gene Ontology annotation, biological process: extracellular matrix organization. Gene Ontology annotation, cellular component: extracellular matrix. Gene Ontology annotation, molecular function: metalloendopeptidase activity.
AUGUCGCCAAGCAAAGGAGUUUCCCUGGUCUUGCUGUUGCUCAGGCUAAACCUACUGGACUGCCAACCCACUACAGAGAACAGGAAGGUCCCUCAGGGGACAGAGCCCCAGCAGGCCCCUACAGAAGGAGAAGGCAGAGUGCUGGGUUCCUGGGGUUCCUGGGGGCCCUGGGGAGGCUGCUCCCGCUCCUGUGGCGGAGGGGUGCAGGAGCAGUCCAGACCAUGCCUGCCAGCUCACACCCCCCAGGCUGCGUACGCCUCCAGGGCUGCCGCCCUGCCCGCUCACCCCCUGCAGCCUGGCCGCGUGGUGUCCGCCCAGCGCCCCGCUGUCCCUCUGCACCGUGACAUGGGACAGCUGCAGCACCCCAACAGCAUGCACAAAAGCGGGGAGCUGAGAGGCCAACGGGGAUAUUUAGCCACUGCACACAGGGGGGCUGGUGACAAGCGCAUUGCCCCAGGAAUGUACGGCUAUGGGAAGAUGCCAUACAUUGUGCCACUGAAAACAGACACUGGCCUGGAGAUGGGGGUCUCUCAGCCCCGCCGAAAGAGGCAGGCACCACCAGGCUCUCAGUCCCUAGCCCAGCACAGGAGUCAGUGGAACAUCUAUAGGCAGCAGAACCCCCGGUACAGCUAUUACAGCCUCCGUCACCAGAACCGUGAGUCGCAGCUAAGGAGCAGCCCAGCCAGGGUCUUCCCGCACCAGUCCAGUCCAGCAUACACUACCCAGCAAGACCUGCAGCCAGACGGCCGGGCUGCCAAUACCCAGCCCACCUCCUGUAGAGGAGCCCAGAAGCAGUACAAGAUAUGCAACACUAAUUCUUGUCCUCCAGCAAGCCGACAUAUCAGAGAGGUGCAGUGCUCCUCCUACAACAGCAUCCCCUUCAUGGGUCGACUAUAUGAAUGGGAGCCUUUCAACGAAGCUCGGAGUGACCAGCGCUGUCAGCUCAACUGCCGGGCUAUUGGUUUCCGUUUCUACGUGCAACAGUCUGAGAAGGUCAUUGAUGGGACACCUUGCGGUCAGAACGAGUCAUCCAUCUGUGUAGCGGGGAAAUGUCAGAGUCUGGGCUGUGAUGAGCUCCUGGGCUCCGGUAAAGUGAUGGACAAAUGUGGGGUGUGUGGUGGGGACAACACAGCCUGCAAGAUAGUGUCUGGUAUCUUCAAGCACACCCUGACGAAGGUGGGGUACCACAAGAUAGUGGAGAUUCCAGAGGGGGCCACCAAGAUUAAUGUCACCGAGAUGAUCAAGAGUCGGAAUUACCUUGCCUUGCGCAGUCGCUCUGGUCGUUCCAUCAUUAAUGGGAACUGGGCAAUCGACAGGCCAGGGAAAUACGAGGGUGUGGGCACUAUGUUCACAUAUCGUCGGCCCAAUGAGAUCCGCAGCACUGCGGGGGAGUCCUUUUUGGCAGAGGGGCCUACCAAUGAGAUCCUGGAUGUUUAUAUGAUCUACCAGCAGCCCAACCCUGGGGUGCACUAUGAGUUCAUUCUUCCUGCUGAGAAUGCUGUCAGUCCUCAGGUUCCUCCUGAUUCCAGGCCCAGUGGGAACACUUUGAAUGGUCAGGGUGAACGUGAACAUGAACGUGCAAGUGCAGGCAGGCACCCUCCCAAGACACCAGACAACCAAGUGCCAGUGGCCCAGCCACCCAGACGCCAGCGAGAGUACAACUGGAAACUUGUGGGCUCCACAGAGUGCAGCGCCUCCUGUGGUAGAGGUACCAGGUACACGGUGUUUCGCUGUGUCCGCAGAGCCACUCACGAGCAGGUGAUGGACAGCCUUUGUGACAGCUCCUCCAGACCCAGCUCACAGGAAGAGCCCUGCAAUGUGCACCCCUGCCCUGCCUUCUGGGACAUCGGUGAGUGGUCUGAGUGCAGCAGGACUUGCGGCUUGGGCAUGCAGCACAGGCAGGUGCUCUGCAGGCAGGUAUAUGCCAACCGCACCCUGAACGUGCAGACCAGCCGCUGCCAGCACCUGGAGCGGCCCGAGACCACCACCACCUGCCAGCUGAAGAUCUGCAGUGAGUGGCAGAUCCGCACCGAGUGGACACCUUGUUCCGUCCCCUGUGGGGUGGGGCAGAAGUCUCGGGAGGUGCGCUGCGUGAGCAACGUGGGCGACUUUGUGGCUGACGAGGACUGCAACAUGAAGCUGCGGCCAAACGACGUCGAGAACUGUGACAUGGGCCCCUGCGCCAAGAGCUGGUUCUUCACAGAGUGGAGCAGCCAGUGCUCCUCUCAGUGUGGAUUGGGAGUGCGAACCCGGAACGUACUGUGUCUGACCAAUCAUGUCAGCAGCCUGCCACUGGAAGGCUGUGGACUGGAGCGCCCCCCAGAGUCACAAACCUGUAAUAAUAGGCCCUGUGAAAAUCAGAUUGAGUGGUUCACUGGACAGUGGAGCCAGUGUUCUGCAGAGUGUGGCACGGGCAGCCAGCAGCGAGAGGUGGUGUGUCUGAUGAAGUCAGGUGAGGGCUUCACAGUGCUGCCGCCCUACGAGUGCUCCUCUCUGGACCGACCUGCAAGUCAGCAGAGUUGCCAGCUCAAGGCCUGCGGUGCCAAAUGGUACCACACAGACUGGAGUGCUUGUUCAAAGACGUGUGAGGGGGGGUUCCGGGUGCGGGAGGUGCGCUGUCUCUCAGACGAUAUGCUGCCUAGCGACGGCUGCGAGGCACAGCUGCGGCCAGAGGAGCGGGAGGCCUGCAGUCCAGAGCCCUGCGUCCCCGAGAUAGAUGAGAACUGUCGAGACAAAUAUUUCAACUGCAACGUGGUGGUUCAAGCUCGUCUGUGUGUGUACAAUUAUUACAAGACGGCGUGCUGCGCAUCCUGCACGCGAGUGGCCCAGAGGCAGCCGGGACACCGAGGACGCAGAUGA